Molecule: messenger RNA, 1173 nt
Organism: Cordyceps fumosorosea ARSEF 2679
Lineage: Eukaryota; Fungi; Ascomycota; Sordariomycetes; Hypocreales; Cordycipitaceae
Exons: 7
Coding region: 1-1173 (390 amino acids)
Cellular component (GO): trans-Golgi network; endosome; Golgi apparatus
Molecular function (GO): antiporter activity
Source: RefSeq, a predicted model, not a curated record
AUGGCGCAAGCCCAAUACAGCGCCGCGGACCGUCACUCCUCCGAUGAACAUCCCGAUCUCGAGGCUGGGCCGACCAAUUCUGAGGCUGCGCAGUCUCAAGCUCUGCCGCCAAAGCAGCCCGGCCUGGUCGACGACCGGCUGCAUCCCGCAUUCUACAUUGCUUUCUGGAUUGCCACCAGCUCGGGCGUCAUUCUCUUCAACAAAUGGGUUCUCGCCGCUGCCAACUUUCGCUUUCCUCUCUUCCUAACAACAUGGCACAUGACAUUUGCCGCCGCCAUGACCCAGCUCAUGGCUCGCUACACCACCUUGCUGGAUUCCAGGCACAACGUGCCCAUGGACCUUGAAACCUACAAGCGCGCCAUUCUUCCCAUCGUCAUCCUCUUCAGCCUCAGCUUGAUCGGAGGCAAUCUCGCCUAUCUCUACCUCAGCGUCUCCUUUAUCCAGAUGCUCAAGGCGUCCAACGCAGUCGUCACUCUCCUCGCCACCUGGGCCUUCAAGAUUGUUCCGCCCAACUUCAACGUCCUCGGAAACGUGUCCAUCAUCGUGUUUGGAGUCGUCAUCGCCUCACUUGGUGAGAUCAAGUUCCACUCCUUGGGCUUUCUAUUCCAAGUCUGCGGCAUCAUCUUCGAAGCCCUGCGCCUCGUCAUGGUCCAGAGACUCCUCAGCUCGCCCGAGUUCAAGAUGGACCCCAUGGUCUCGCUCUACUACUACGCCCCGGUCUGCGCUGCCAUCAACGGCGCCCUCAUGGCCGUCGUCGAGCUCCCGAGCAUGACGCUCGCCGAUUUUUCCCGCGUCGGCAUUCCGCUAUUCAUCGUCAAUGCCAUCGUUGCCUUUCUCCUCAACGUCUCUACCGUUCUCCUGAUUGGCAAGACCUCCGCUGUCGUCCUGACCAUGUCGGGCAUCCUGAAAGACAUCCUACUCGUCGUUUCGUCCAUGGUGCUCUUCGGCGAUCCCGUCACCGGUCAGCAAUUCAUCGGCUACUCCAUCGCCCUGGGCGGCCUGGUCUACUACAAGCUCGGCAGCGACACCCUCAAGGCGCUGGCCCAGGAAGCGACCUUGGCCGUCAACAACGUCCGGCAGAACCACCCUGCGAGGCUUCGAUACGCCAUCAUGGCUGGCGUUCUGUUUUUGGUCGUCUUUACGUGGCUGGCCUUGCGCGGUUCGGUACCGUGA